AUGUUUGAGGAAAUUUAGCUGAGUGGAAUCGUAGCCAAAGAAAUAGCAUCUUAUUCCAAUAUUACAUUAAUGGGAAACUAGGUGGAAGAACAUUUUAAAUGCACAGAUUAAUCGAUUACUUAAUUAAUAGAAGAGAUCAUUUAUGUUGUAAAAGUUACGAAUGGUCAGACUGUAUCAAUUCAUAAAUACGAUAUGAAGGAUUUAUUUAACAAAUCAAUAUAGUUGAGUAGCGAGUACUUUAACUUUUCUCAUUUAAUUACUCAGAAUGGUUGCGUUAUCAUGAGAGACCAGGAUACACCUUAUUUAUUUGUAGUAACACAAACAGGAUAAAUCUUUUAUAAGAAUUUAAUAUCAUAUGAAUCUAGAAUAAUUAACAAUUUAAUGGUGGACAAUCAAAGACUUAUGUGUCUGGCUAAACCACUCAUAUACAAUGAUUAGAUCAAAUUUUAUGUAUUGAGCGAUACUGACUUUUUAAAUUUUAUAACUAUUGAUGUAAGAAGAGGUGAAAUUGCGAAAAGCAAAUAUCAACUGAGUUUUGGUACCAAAUUUUUGAGUAAAUUUUUUGGCAAUUAAACUAAUGAUUGGAGGACUGCUUUUUAAAUUAGUGAAAAACAAAUAAUCCACUACUCCUUUUAAACAUAGUUCCAUUUACUUGAGAUCAAAGGAUCUGAUAUUACUUGUAGACAUUUAUAAAUUGAGGAUAAUAUCAAAGUCAAAUAAAUAGAGGUGUUUUAGCAUAAACCCAAUGGUUAAAUUACUUUAUGUUAUCUUCAAUAGAAUCAGUUGAAAAUAUAUUCGCUUAUUGGAAAUUCUUUAAGAAUAAAUUGUGUAAUCUCCUAAUUAGAUUUCUUAUUAAACAUCACCUUUAAUAUUAGCAGCAUCUAAAACUCAAUAAUUUUGAUUUAAGGAUGUGAAAUCUAUUAAUUAAAUAAUGAAAAUCCUUCUUUUCAAUUAGUAAAUUAAAAUAAAUACCCUGUUUUAGGUUAUAUAAACCAAGAUGAUUAAUUGUUAUUGUUUUAUAAAAAUCAUAUUUCAUUUAUUAAUUAAGUUUAAAAUCAGUUUAGUAGAAUAUAAUAUUAGUUAAGGCAAGAGAUUUAUAAGUUUAAAAAGGAUGUUGAGAAUUAAAAAAAAUUAAAAGAUGAGGAGCUGAUCCUGCAAUCGAUCUCCAUUGAAGUCUAUAUAAAAAAUAAGUUUGAUCAAUUCUAGACUCUGUUGAAAUUUAUGCAUCGCAGUUUAGACUAGAAGAAGGUAAUCCAAUUGAUGAAACGACAAUAUAACAAUUUUUGCAUUGAAGACUUUAUGAACCAACUAUUAGAGGAACUGGAAGAUCUUUAUUAUUAUUUGAAGCCAACCAUCUAAAUGUUAGAAUUGAAUUUCCAUAAGAUCUACAACCAAUUGAGAGAAUAACUCAGCCGUUUAGAUCAUUUCUUAAUGCAUCUCUAUUCUAAUUAAUUCUACCCCUAAUAAGAUUCCAUAUAGGAUCAAUCAGUUAAGUUAUCGUUGCUCAAAUCCUUAGUAAUAAAUCAACUGAAAGACUAUUACUAUAUGUAUUUGGAAAUAUAUUUAGGUCUAGCUGUCAUAGUCAACAUUUCCAACAUAUAAUUUGAUCUUAAACAUAACCACUAAUUGUUUUAUGCCACAAUGCUUCUAUUGACUUUAUUUUAGGAGAAGUCUUACAUAUCCUUUUAAAAUCUAGUAAAAAAACAAUUCCAAAUUGUUUCUAGGGAUAUUUCAUUACAAAAUUUAACUGCUAUUCAGAAUGUUGUAGACAGAUUUAUUAAUAUAAUCUCUGGCGAAGUAUUCAGAGACUUCGCUAUUCCAGAAGAAUUAUUAUGUGAGAAUUUCCAAUAGAAUUAACAAAAGUCACUCAUAAAUAAAAAUAAUGCGAAGGAACUAAUUAGGUAUUACUAAGUGAGUUAAUGCAUUGGAUAUUAACAACAUAAUAUCCUUGAAUUUAUCAAUGAAAAUGAAGAUCAAUACUAAGAAUUAAAAUUGAGAAUUUCAUUCUAUCUGUAAUAAUAACAUAGUCUUUAAAACCAAGAUGAAUAGGAAAUUAUAUUGAAAAAUUUGAUAGGUUACGCUAUUAAAUAGGAAGAACAUCAGCUUUUAUUUUAAAUUCUUAAUUUGAACGAAACAAAAAAAAUAACUAAUCAAUUGGUUGAGAUGAUUGAUAGUUAUCAUUUAUAUAAAUGUCAAUUAACUGCAAGAACGACUGAUCAAAUUGCAGAAUUGUUACUUCAAUAUUCACGUGAGAAAUGUCGUAAUUUGAUGAAUGCUGAAAAAGUUCUUCAGUACUUUAGUUUUCUAAUGAGACAGGAAUCCAAAGACAAAGCUUUAACACUAUUAUUUGAGUAUAUUGUAAAUUUGGAGAUGUUGCUAUUCACCUUAAAAAGUAGGAAAGUAUCUCGAGCAGUUAAGAUUUAAUUAGAUUAUAUAAAAUUAUUGUUGAGUUAAAUGCAAUUAUCAAGUAAACAAGACUAAUAUCCUUACUGUCAAUAAUUAGUUUGUAAACUUAGCAAUUAGAAUUAUGAGUAGUUUAAGAAUCCAAGCAUUAUAAAUGAUAAAUCUGAAAUCGAUUAAAAAUCUCCUGAAAAUAUUAAGAUUGUUAAUUUAGAGCAGAUAAUAAAAUUUAAGAAAUACAAAGAAAUUUAAAAUUUUGUUUGUCUUAAUUACAUUCCUUAUGCAUAACUCAAUAAAGUAGUAGAAUAACUGAUACUCAAUGGACAUCUGAAAUGA
Messenger RNA from Paramecium tetraurelia, 2736 nucleotides. RefSeq lists its product as uncharacterized. The transcript has 4 exons. NCBI's taxonomy places the organism in Eukaryota, Ciliophora, Oligohymenophorea, Peniculida, Parameciidae. The record is from RefSeq and is a predicted model, not a curated record.